Ixodes scapularis (black-legged tick) is the source of this 4380-nucleotide messenger RNA. RefSeq lists its product as uncharacterized. Lineage: Eukaryota; Metazoa; Arthropoda; Arachnida; Ixodida; Ixodidae. The coding region runs from base 1 to 4380 and encodes 1459 amino acids. The record is from RefSeq and is a predicted model, not a curated record. Gene Ontology annotation, molecular function: nucleic acid binding; zinc ion binding. Gene Ontology annotation, biological process: DNA integration. The transcript has a single exon.
AUGGAUCUGCAGCGUUUGCUAAAGUGUCAGUUGCUCGACUUGUGUGAGGAGCUCGGGGUAGACGCGAACACAUCGAUGAAAAAACCGGAGCUUGUUAAGGCUAUCCAGGACGAAAAUCUUGACAACGAGGAAAUCGAAGAGAUGUGGGAAAAAAUCAAAACAAAAAAAGGAGACGAAGCAAAAUUCAAGGAAUUAGAACUAGAAAAACUUCGUCUCGAGGUGGAGCUAAGGAAAACGAGCGGAGGACGGGAAACGGAGGUAGAGGGCACCCGAAGUCUCUAUGACAUGACGAAGCUUAUUCAGGCUUUCAAGGUGGGACAGGACAUGGGCCUCUACCUGGUAAACUUCGAGAGAGCUUGCGAGAGGGCCCGUUUUAAUCGGGUAUCUUGGGCCAGAAGGUUGCUGAGUGUUCUGCCAUGCGAGGCAGCCGGGGUAAUCGCGAGGUUAUCCGCGGACGACUCGGACGACUACGAUCGCGUGAAGAGCUGCCUGCUAAAGAAGUACCGGUUGUCGGCAGAAGCGUUCAGACAGAAGUUCAGGGGCGUGACCAAAAAGUCGGAAGCCAGUUAUGCGGAGUUCGCAUACGAACUUCGGUCGUACCUUGUCGAAUGGAUGAAGGUCGCCGAGUCGUAUGACGACAAAGAGAAAAUGCUGGAGACGGUCGCGCUCGAACAGUUCUAUAAGACUCUUCCUGAAAGCAUGCGAACCUGGAUUCAAGAUAAGUCAGGAGUAGACUCUGUUUAUCGAGCCGCAGACCUUGCGGAUGAGUACAGUUCCCGUAGAGGCGGAAAAGAGGGAAUGAGGAGAACCUUUGAGAAGGAAAGCGGAGAUGAGCGGAAAAAAGGGGGCUGGAAAAGAACAGAGUCGCGAAAGGAGGAAGACAAGGAGGAGAAUAUCUCCACGACCUCCCGGGGCAACGGGCCAGACAGUCAGCAAAAGAAGAAACCCUUUGAGGCCAGGAGGCCGAUAAGGUGCUUCAAUUGCCAUGAAACUGGGCACAUUGCCGCGGGAUGUCAAAAACCAAAGGUGGUUUUCGCCUUAGCGAGUAAGUGCGAGGAGAAUGAGGAGCUCCUGAGUCCGUAUCUUUUCGACAUGACAGUGAACGGAAAGUCGUGCCGCGUGUUGCGCGACAGUGGGGCUACCAUUGACCUAAUUCACCCGUCGUACGUUACUGAGACCCAUUACAAUGGGAAAUGUAGCUGGAUCAAGUCUGUGCUGGACGAGGGGAGCGUGUGUCUCCCUGUGGCCGAUGUUCUGAUUUCUGGACCAUUCGGAGAGGUGCGUACUGAGGCGGCUGUUUCAGACAAACUGCCGCCACAGUACCCCUACCUAUUUUCGAACCGAACAGACAGGAUUUUGAAAGAACAGGGCAAGAGCCUCGGGGAGGGACUCGUUCAAGCGCUCACGAGGGCUAAAGCUCGCGAGAUUUCCACGCGGCUCAGUUAUGACGAGGCUAGCCCAGGAAAACCGAAGGAUCCGCCGACGGGGGUCUCGGAGCAAACCAGUUCCGGGGAAGCAGAGAAAGACCGGGGGAGUGAGGAAAACGUCGCGGUCGAAAAAGAAACUCGCCAAGAGCAGCUAACCGAACUGGACGAGUUAAUAUUGCCCCCGACGUCGGGAAACUUUGAGAAACUCGUGUCCGUAACGAAGGAAGUUCUGAUCAAGGAGCAAAAAGCUGAUCCUAGUCUAGAUAAGGUGUGGGAAACCUCCAAGGAGGGCGUGGCCAGGAAAAACGUUUCAUUUCCUGUCCGUGAUGGUGUGCUGUACCGACACUACCGAGAUCGGUCGGGUCGCACGUUCGAUCAGCUGGUAGUGCCGGAGAAAUAUCGAGCGGAUGUGUUGCGCCUGUGCCACGGAGCGGGAUGGUCCGGUCACUUGGGCAACAAAAAGACGAAAGAUCGGCUCCUCACGGAAUUCUACUGGCCGGGAUGCUUCCGAGAUGCCGAGUCUCAGGUGCGGGCGUGCGAUGUCUGUCAGAGAGUGGGAAAACCCAAUGAAAAAUGCAAGGCGCCCCUGAGACUUGUGCCGAUAAUCUCGGAGCCAUUCAGGCGGGUGGUCAUUGAUGUGGUGGGUCCUCUUCCGGCUACUAAGGGGGGGUACCGCUAUGCUCUAACGGUCAUGUGCGCGGCUACCAAGUUCCCCGAAGCGGCCCCCAUGAAGGAACAGAGUUCAGUGGAGGUGGUGAACGCACUUCUGUCAAUUUUUGCGAGGGUAGGCUUCCCCCAAGAGGUCCAGAGCGACCAAGGGAGCGUUUUCACAAGCGCUUUGACUACUGGUUUCCUCGAGAGGUGCGGUAUAAAGGUUAUACACAGUUCAGUAUAUCACCCGCAGUCAAACAGUGUCGAGAGGUGUCACUCAGUUAUGAAGCGGGUUCUGAGGGCGCUAACUUAUGAGAGUGGGAACGAAUGGGACGCCUGCCUGCCGGCAAUGUUGUUCGCGCUGCGCUCCGUGACUCACGAGGCAACCGGCUUCAGCCCGGCCGAACUAGUGUAUGGACGGUGUUUGCGGACUCCCCUGCGGCUGCUCCGCGAAACUUGGGAGACCAAGGGAUCCGAUCCGAGUGUGGUAGAGUACAUUCUUGAUCUGCUAGAGCGAUUCCGAAGCACGAGUGAGAUAGCGGAGGUUAAUAUGCGCGAGGCCCAGAUCAGAGCGAAACGGUAUUACGACCGAAACGCCCGUGUCCGGGAGUACCGGGCGGGCGAUCAAGUCCUCUUGCUUCGUCCCUCACGCCAAAAUAAGCUACAGGUGCAGUGGGAGGGACCAUUCAAGGUGACUCAAAAGCUUUCGGAUACUAACUACGCAAUCGAAACCAGAGGCAAGAGAAAGGAAAUCAGAAUCUAUCACUGCAAUCUGAUGAAGCGUUACGUGAGCGAAACGGAAGUGGUGAACUUGACACUAAACGCCCCAGAGGAAGUUCAGACUGAUGUUCCGCUACUUUGGGAGGCUGGAGCGCCGGUCGGAGUAAAUGAAGUCAUGGCUCAGGCGGUUCGUUCGGAGGAUCUUUCGGUCUCACAGCGGGCUGAAUUGAGAGAUCUUCUGGAAAAGUACGAGAACUUGUUCUCAAUGUCUCCCGGACGAACCUCCCUUGCCACGCAUGACAUUGAGCUAACAUCAAACGUCGCGGUACGAUCCCGUCCCUAUCGCAUGUCACCAAGGCAGCAGGCUAUCUUAAAAGACGAGGUGGAGCGCAUGCUGCACUUAGGGGUAAUCGUUCCGUGUGAAAGUGAUUACUCUUCCCCUAUGAUCAUCGUAGAGGCUGCGGGAAGGGAUCCCCGACCAUGCAUUGACUAUCGCAAACUCAAUGCAAUCACCAGAGACCAGGCUUACCCGAUUCCCAACGUGGAGGAAAGAGUUGAGACGGUUAGUGGGGCUAGAUACGUUUCGACUUUAGACCUAGUGCGCGGAUACUGGCAGGUCCCGAUGACGGAAAGAGCUAGCCAUUACGCAGCCUUCGUGACCCCAACGGGCACAUUCCGCCCGUUGGUUUUGAGCUUCGGCCUUAAAAACGCUCCGUUCUGUUUCUCGCGAAUGAUGGACAGAAUUUUGCGUGGGGCGGAAAGCUACGCGCUACCGUAUCUAGACGACAUCGCCAUUUUUUCGACAACUUGGGCAGAUCACAUGAACCACCUUUCUGACGUAUUUGAAAGGUUGAGGAGCGCGGGUCUAACCGCGAAACCAAGUAAGUGUCAGCUGGCGAGAGGCGAGGUUAGAUACCUCGGCCAUAUCGUGGGUCAGGGGCUAAGAAGGCCCGACGAACUCAAGGUUGAGGCUGUAAGAGACUUCCCGCGACCUGAGAAAAAAACUGGCAUAAGGGCUUUUUUGGGGCUGACGGGGUAUUACCAACGCUAUAUCCCUCAGUACUCAGAAAAGGCUAGCCCCCUAACCGAUGCGCUGCGGAAGACCGAACCCGAUAAGAUUCGAUGGGACGACAAAAAAGAACAGGCCUUCCAGGGCUUGAAAAAUUCCCUCUGCUGUUCCCCCAUACUUCGGGCCCCGGAUUAUAGUCGCUCGUUUAUAGUGCAGUGCGAUGCCAGUAAUCGCGGCUUGGGGGUGAUUUUAUGUCAGGAGGAUGAUGCGGGAGAGGAGCACCCCGUGCUGUACGCAAGCCGGAAACUCAGCAGCCGAGAGGAGGCUUACAGUGCGUCGGAAAAGGAAUGCGCCGGCUUAAUUUGGGCAACUCAAAAGCUCUCUUGUUACCUUUACGGAGCUCCGUUCGUUUUCGUCACCGACCACUGUCCUUUGACAUGGCUAACUCAAAUGUCGACAAAAAAUGCCCGACUUCUGCGGUGGAGUUUGGCUUUACAAGAAUUAACCUUCACGGUUAAGUACAAGAGGGGGGCGGCUAACUCCAACGUAGACGGACUUAGCAGGUCGUUUUGA